AUUCUGAGGUGUUGUCAUCGCAUUCCUUAGUUUGAUGUUUGAUACUGGAGGUCUGAGCCGAGCGGAAGAUAUACAUAUUCACAAUGCGACUCUAACAUCAACUUUUUGUAAUUAUAUUUUAUAACAUAUUUCUCCUAUCGAACAAAAAGGCAAAGUCUCUUAAGUGCCUACCGCAACUAGUAAUACAUAUAUUUCAAAAGAAGCGUAGCUUAUGUGCCACUAGUUAACAUUAGCCAUGGAAGAGAAGAAGGAGGAGGGGGAAGCGGAGAUCCAAGAACACGGCCCCGAACAUUGGUUCUCCAAGUGGGAACGGCAGUGCUUAGCCGAGGCCGAGCAAGACGAUCCAAACGAGGAGGAGACGGAGCAAAGCCAGCAGAAACUGUGGCACCUCUUUCAGAAUUCAGCCACUGCGGUCGCCCAGCUCUACAAAGAUAGAGUUUGUCAACAGCAAGGUCUCUCUCUCUGGGUGCCCUUCCAAAAUGCAGCCACAGCUGUCACCAACCUGUAUAAAGAGAGUGUGGAGGCCCACCAGCGAAGCUAUGACUUGGGUAUCCAGAUCGGCUAUCAGCGCAGAAAUAAGGAAGUGCUUGCGUGGGUGAAGAAGCGCAGAAGAAACAUAAGGCGAGAGGACCUUAUCAGUUUCCUGUGUGGGAAAGUCCCACCCCCACGGAAUGCUCGAGCCCCGCCAAGAGUUGCCAUGGUAUCAGCAAGCCGGCCAUCACCCCCCGAGACGGGCAGCUCUGUAGAAACAGACUUGCAGCCCUUCAGAGAGGCCAUAGCGCUACACGGUCUGAGCGGAGCUAUGGCAAGCAUUUCUGUGCGCUCUGGUGCCCCUGGUUCCCCAACACACCCCGCCCAAUCCCUCAGUCGCCGUAGAAAUGGUCUUCAUGACGUGGACCUCAACACUUUCAUAGCCGAGGAGAUGGCACUUCAUCUGGAUUCGACAGCCAAUCGUAAACGAGGCCCCGCACCCUGUAGUGACGUCAUCACAGACUCACCCACUCACAAACGCAACAGGAUGCUCUGAACUCUUCCUACACCAUUAUUCCCUCCUCUGUCCUCUCCUUGGUGGCCGAUUGGACAACCAGUAGGGACUGAUGCCUUGGCCAGCCAGUCAGAUCUUCCUCCUUUCGUCUUUGUUGCGAUGCUACAAAUAAAGAAAUACAAAUUUAUGAUCAACCCACUUAGUUCUCCCUCUCUAUCCUUUUCUCACUCCAUUCUUAUCGCCUGCUUUAAUCCUAUCCAUACCAUAGUUAUGUUCCUCUCCACAAAAUUGUCCUUUCAUAUUUCCCUCGGGCUCUCUUUGGUUUCCCUUGGGUUCUCUCAGAGCACAGUUGAGGUUCUUAUAUUGUAGAAUGUUGCAUUCAGACAUUGUUUAUUUCACCAGGCUCCUUUGUGCUACACAACGUAAAAUCAGAUGAGCUGGCUGUUGCCUAGUACUCACUUUGCUACUCCCUUGUUAUUCCUCCCUUCAUUCCUUAAACACUCAAGCGUACCUCCUCCUCCUCCUCCAUGAGGUGCUGGCCAAACCAGACUGGACUUAAACCUGGGCUCAUUGGGAGGGUCUUGUUUCGAUCCUUAGAGGUCAGACUGCCUUCCUGUUUUGUAGUCUGACUCAAAACGCUUCUCAGCGUGUGUAUCUCAAUCUGCUGCUGCUCUGUGUGUUUGCGUAUCUGACAGCAGAACUGCCACUUACUGUGUUGUACUCUUGUCUUUGCCUUUGAGGAUGCUGCUAUCUCUGGUUGUAUGUCUGGUCGUGUGAGUGUGUGUGUCUCUGUGUGUGUGUGUGAGAGUGAGGGAGAGAAAGAGCAUGCAUGUGUAUGUGUGUGUGCUAGUGGGUGCAGGGAUCUGGCACAUUUGGCACACACUUGACUGACUUAUUUUCUCUUUUUUUAAAAAUGCAUCAUAUAGCUAUUCCCCCUUUUCUUUACUUGCUGUUAGCAGCCCAAACCAGGGCUUGAUCACAAAGCAGAGUCAGUCCAAGUUACAGAGCUAAUUAUGACUAACAUUACAGGCAGACUCAUUUGACACCUCUGAGUAGUAUGGUGACAAGAAAUUGAAAAACAAGAUGAACAAAAUUAAAAGAAUUGCUCACCCAAAUACCCCCUCUCUGCUGUAUAUCAACAUUAUUCCAAUUUUAUAAUACACCCAUAACUCAGAAUAUGGGUAUUUUCAUGUUUACACGCAAUCCAAAUUUAAAUCCCUUUCAGCUUCCAAAUGUGUAUGACUCAUGACUGGCUCUUGCUUCUUGUCAUUCUCUGUAUGAGAAGCUCUGAUAAUGUCUUUCAGAAUGACAGCGUUUCAAAUCCUACAUUUUACCGACCAUUUUGUUUACAUUUGGAAUAAUGAUUGGGACUUAAAGUGGCUGAAUCAGCUGGUGCAAGUGCAUUGCCAUCCUUUUGUCUUUUGAGGUUAUGCAAAAGCUUCUCCACUGUCACACUGGUGAUUCUACAUUUUAAACCUAGAAAAUAAUAGGGGCCAAUGCUGGUGACCCUAGAAAGUAGUAGAAGCCGAUGCCUGUGAUAUCUUUCUUUUGAUUAUUGGUUAGCUAGAUCAUGGCUUAUUGGGUGUGAUGGUUCAGUGAGGCUCAGUGCACUUCUUUUAUUUCCUGUCAUCUAUGAGAGUGAACUGCUAAUUUCAAAAACUGCUUUGUGAUACAGCCUUGUCUAAUGUGUGUAAAUAACAUGUAGGUGCUGUUAUGAUGAUGUAUGUGUGGUACAUAUUGUAAAAAGAAGUACAAAUCCAUUGGGAUGUCCAUGUACAAUAAUGAUUCUGGCAUUAAAGAAAAAACAAGCGUUUAACUAA
This is a messenger RNA of Myripristis murdjan (pinecone soldierfish), 2805 nucleotides long. RefSeq names its product HUWE1 associated protein modifying stress responses b (gene hapstr1b). Bases 236 to 1027 code for a protein of 263 amino acids. The record is from RefSeq and is a predicted model, not a curated record. The transcript is spliced from 4 exons. NCBI's taxonomy places the organism in Eukaryota, Metazoa, Chordata, Actinopteri, Holocentriformes, Holocentridae.